CGCGGCUGAAUGUUGUCGCGUCUCGUCAACGAUGCCCUGAGGCCGAGCGUCACUCGCGCGAGCAUGUCGAGCAAGAGCAAAAAGAAGGCUGCAAAAGCGGCGGCUGCAGUCAACAACGAGUCGAAGGAACCCGAGGGACCGAUCGAUGUCGACAAGAAUGGGAACGUAAGGAUCAAGAUUCAAGCCAAGCCUGGGGCCAAACAGAACAACGUCACAGAUAUCGGGCAAGAGGCGAUCGGUGUGGCAAUAGCCGCGCCUCCGCAAGAAGGCGAAGCGAACGCGGAGCUCGUCAAAUAUUUGUCGUCGGUUUUGAGCGUGCGAAAGUCCGACGUCUCGCUGGACAGAGGCUCAAGGAGUCGUCACAAGACGAUCAUCGUGACCGGCAGCAGCGUCGAGAAAGUUACCGAACGCUUGAAAUCGGAAAUCGCCAAUAACUAGGCGUAGCGAUAUAAUUUUUUUAUACUAUGUAUAAGAGAGGAAAAAAAGAACUGUAAAUUUAGUGUCGUAAGAUGAUUUCUUUUUUUAAUCGUAUUACGUAAUUACAAUAUACAGAAAAAUGCUCGUACAAUAAAAUUGUACAUAUUUUAA
Trichogramma pretiosum is the source of this 588-nucleotide messenger RNA. Its product is annotated as UPF0235 protein C15orf40 homolog. Gene Ontology annotation, cellular component: cytoplasm. Bases 10 to 438 code for a protein of 142 amino acids. The record is from RefSeq and is a predicted model, not a curated record. NCBI's taxonomy places the organism in Eukaryota, Metazoa, Arthropoda, Insecta, Hymenoptera, Trichogrammatidae. The transcript is spliced from 4 exons.